Molecule: messenger RNA, 1617 nt
Organism: Cyphomyrmex costatus
Lineage: Eukaryota; Metazoa; Arthropoda; Insecta; Hymenoptera; Formicidae
Product: apyrase
Exons: 11
Coding region: 1-1617 (538 amino acids)
Biological process (GO): AMP catabolic process
Cellular component (GO): plasma membrane
Molecular function (GO): nucleotide binding; 5'-nucleotidase activity; metal ion binding
Source: RefSeq, a predicted model, not a curated record
AUGUACAUACUAUUGUUAGCCUUAGUGUCCUUUCAAGUUUGUUGGGGGUUUACCGGGCGCGGACUCUUUUAUCCCGGUAGAGCAGACCUGUUCGAGUUAUCGAUAAUUCAUUUAAAUGACUUUCACGCCAGAUUCGAACAAACUAGCCCAUAUUCUGGAACCUGCCGAGAGGGUCAGGAAAAGAAUUGCGUAGGAGGUAUAGCUAGAGUCUACACGGCAGUUAAUCAGCUUGUGAAAGAACGACCAAAUGCAAUUUUCCUGAAUGCUGGCGAUCAUUUUCAAGGGACUCUUUGGUAUAAUAUUCAUCGUUGGAACGUCACUGCAUUGUUUAUGAAUAUGUUACCACACGAUGCUAUGACGAUUGGUAAUCAUGAAUUCGACAAUAAAAUCGAAGGUGUUGUUCCUUUUCUUAAAAAUGUCAAUGCGCCAGUUGUAGUAACAAAUAUCGAUGACAGCGAGGAGCCAACUAUACAGGGUUUAUAUAAGAACAGCACAAUUAUUGAAAGAAACGGUACCAAGAUCGGUGUUAUUGGCGUCAUUAUAUCGACUACAAAUUUACUCUCGAACACAGAAAAAUUGAAGUUUUUGGAUGAAGUAGAGACAGUCAACGACGAAGCUAAGCGACUGAAAGAAAAAGGAGUAAACAUUAUUAUAGUUUUAAGUCACUGUGGAUUGAAUAUAGACAGAAUCAUGGCUGCGAAAUGUUCUUUGAUUGAUGUAAUCGUCGGUGGUCAUUCACACACGUUUCUUUAUAGUGGACCUCCGCCUUUUAUCGAUACACCCGUCGAUGAAUAUCCCGUAGUUGUAACGCAGAAUGAAACAAAUAGAACGGUCCUUAUCGUUCAAGCAGCUGCUUAUACAAAAUAUUUAGGUAAUCUGACAGUGUGGUUCGAUGACCAAGGUGAGGUCGUUGAUUGGGAUGGAAAUCCACUUCUUCUGGAUCAAUCCAUCGAAGAAGAUCCAGGAAUCUUGGAAGCUUUGAAGCCUUGGAAGGAGGUAGUGGAUGAAAUAGCUUCAAAAAAGAUCGGCAUAACGAAAGUCCUACUUCAACAUAAUUGUCGUAAUAGUGAAUGCAACAUGGGAAAUCUUAUAACCGACGCCAUGGUGAAUGCGGUUGUCGACGAUGCAGAAAAUAAGACUCAUUGGACGUAUGCAGCAGUGGCUUGCAUGAAUCCAGGAGGAAUUCGUAGUUCCCUUGAGGAGUCUAAUAUUACCUACGGAGAUCUGAUAGUGGUUUUGCCUUUUGAAAACACUUGGGAUACUAUUGAACUGACUGGAGACUCUAUUAGAAAAAUUCUAGAAAUGGAAAACACGCUGGUCUGGUCCGGACUAAAAAUUACUUACAACAAAGUAAAUGAAACGCGAUCUCUGGUUGAUGUUAAAAUUAGAUGCCAGGCUUGUGAAUAUCCGGUAUUCGAAGACUUAGUGGACGAUCAGUGGUACAGAAUGGUGAUACCAAAUUUUUUGAUGAAUGGCGGAGACAAUUUUAACAUUUUUAAAAAUAAAAGUCGUAAUUACAAAGUCGGAACAGUCGAUAUAGAUCACUUUAUAAAAUAUGUAACGAAGAUGAGUCCUAUAUUUAUUGGAACUCAAAGACGAAUUAACAUUCUAGAGUAG